Humulus lupulus (European hop) is the source of this 2968-nucleotide messenger RNA. RefSeq lists its product as uncharacterized. The transcript has 2 exons. The record is from RefSeq and is a predicted model, not a curated record. NCBI's taxonomy places the organism in Eukaryota, Viridiplantae, Streptophyta, Magnoliopsida, Rosales, Cannabaceae. Bases 979 to 1557 code for a protein of 192 amino acids.
CAUAUCGAUAAUUUGUUUGUUGAUUUGUAAAAUCAAUUUUGAUGGUAUAUCGAUGGUAUUUAGAUGCAUACUUGUCUAUGUUGAUUUUUUCUUUUUGCUUGCCAAAUCGAUGGUAAUUUGAUGGCGUUUUGAUGACAACAAUAGACUGAUUAUUUAUUUUUUUGUAAAUUUAACUAAUUCUCUCUCUUUUUUUUGGAUAUUUUGCAUAUGCUACUCAAACGUAUCUCACUGCUUGAGAUCCCCAUAGAGGAUCAUUAUGUCGGUCGUAUGACCUAUAGGGGUUCCGAUAGGUUAACUAAAUUGAAGAAAAGGUUUGAGGAGUAGGGAUUGUUGGGGAGGGUGAAUGAGUCUAUUUUUGGGUCAUUCUUCACAAUCCCUGCCUUUUCGUUCUCUGGGGAAUUGGUGCAUACACUGCUUUUGAAGAAGGUGAAGUCUCCGCGUGAUGAUGAGGUGCACUUCUUGAUGGGCCCAAACUUAUGUAAGUUUGGGGUGCACGAGUUUGCCAUUAUGACUGGCCUAAGCUGCUCCUGUCCACCACUUGCCGCUGACAUUCAACCUCACCUUACAUCCUCCCGCCUACUCGAUACAUAUUUCAAUGUGGAACCCGAGAAAGACAUUAAGUUAUGUAUGUUGGAACGAGCUUUUAGUAUGUGCGAUGCACCUAAUGAUUUGUACAAGCUCGGUUUGGUUUACUUUGUGAAGGGGAUACUAUUGGUCAUUGAGAACGACAAUGCUAUUUGACGAGAUUCAUUGUCGAUGGUCGAGGAUUUAGAGUAUUUUGAGAAGUAUCCAUGGGGAUCUCUUUCAUUCGAUACAACUAUGAAACAAUUCAGUAGAGAUAUGAAAGCGAUUGGUGCUACAAUACAUGGUAAGAAGGCGUAGAAGACCACUGAGGUGGAGUCUUCUAAGGGUGUUUAGGUGGAGGCAAAGUACACCUGCAAGGGGUAUCCACCAACCUUGCAAUAUUGGGCAUACAAGAUGAUUCUUGAUUUGCACAAGGAAUACCCCAAGCCCUGUGGAUUUAAGUUCCCUAAGAUCCUACAGUGGGAGAGCACAGGCCACCCGAACCAUUCGCAUGUGAAGGAUAUACUUGCGAGGAGACGUUUGUCAUGCAUGUAUAUCCUAAGGCCUCGACCAGACGAGCGAGAUUUCUUCGACAUCAUAUAUCAGAGGACAGAGGGGGAUGCUCCUAGGUAUGUGAUGCUGCAUAAUAUGAUCCAGCAUGCGCCAGAGGAUGGAAGACCUUAUGAUCUUGAGGUAGAGGCUGUUGCGGUGGCUGAGAUAGCCAUAGAGGCUGGCAUAUUUGUGGAUGAUGCCCCAACGGACGAGGUUAAGGCUGCUCCAAAUACUAGUGCAGAACCUACUUCUGCUUCUGCUCCUGGGGCUUAUGAGGCUAUGUUGGGUAAGAUGUCCAGACUAUCAGGUGCAGUGGACGAGGUUAAGGCCACUCUAGGUGUCCUCCUUAAGAAUCAAGAAGUUAUAUUGGAGAAGAUGGCAGCACUUGGUGGUAUCCUCCCCACUCCAACUCUUGCACCCACUCUAGCAGAGAACGUAUAGAACGAUGUCCUCCCCACAUGUUACGAGCCUCCUGUUGAAGAAGCCACCCCUCCUCAGCCAGUGUAGAUGACCUUAAGUACUACUAAUCCAUGAGUUACUACAUUUUUUAAAAAUGAAAUAGAUUGUUUACUAAUUGCUCCUGUUAUAGGUAAGCGCACUAGACAGAGACCAGUAAGGUACAAGGACUAUACGUCAGCAGUUAAGAAACCAAAGUUCAAGGACCCAAUUAUGAUCCAUCCUUUAAAGGUGUUGGAUCAAGAUAUGUUGAAAAAUUUUAACCGAUGGGUACUCGAUGAGAUUGACAACAGCAGACCGAGGAAGUUGGAAGGUUGUGAUGGCACCCUUGUUUGGUUCCUGAAGUUGAAGGUGGUAAAAGAAUGGUUGGCAGACUGUAAGUCUUUUUGUAUUCAUUGUUAACACAUUCAUCUCAUUUUAACAAUACUCUAUUUUAACGAUACUCUAUUUUAACGAUACUUUGUUUAUUUGCAGCAUCUUGACGCUGCAAAUGAUCUUAUACGGAGUCUAAUUUUUAGUUUCUAAAUUGUACCCCGUGAAAGCCACCGUACUUGAUUUAUCAUUUGCACAAUAUUCCUGCUAGAUAUGAAGACUUCAAGAACAAGAGCAGAACUAACCAAUGGGAUGAGGAUAUUCUUAAUUUCACGAAAGGAGAUGCUAAAAAUACAAGAAGCCUUGGGGUGAUUGCAAUGAGAUCUACUUCCACUGGUGCCUGGAAAAUCGUCAUUGGGUCCUUUGCAAGAUAAAUUUGACUGAUUGGAUGAUCACUGUAUUUGACUAAGAUCAUUCCAACUUUAGUCAUGAUAAGUUGACUGAGUUGAUGGAGCCUUGGACUAGGAUGCUUCCAUCUUUACUCAGUGCUUCCGGUAUGUUUAAAGGACACCCCAAGUUGAAAAUAGCUAGACCGAAGAUCAUCGUUCCAAACUUUGAUUGGUGGCGCAUGUCCACUGAUAUUUUCCCACAAUCUAGAAUUAGAUAUUUAGACGUACUAACUUCAUUUUGUCAUAAUCAUGUUCUCCUUUAAUUUUCAAUAAACUCACAAAUGUUAUUUCUUGAUUUCAGCGAAGAUUGCGACAUAUUCGCCAUCAAGCACUUGGAGUUUAUUCUUGGAGAGAUUCCAUUAUCGUAUGCCAUCGAGGACCACAUUCAGUACUUCAGGAAUAAAUUAUGCAUAGACAUUUUUUACAAGAAUGUGUACCCUUGACUUUUUCUAUCUGUUAGAACAUUUAUUUUGAUGUCUCAUUAGUUUUUGUAUAUAAACAAUGUCGCAUCGAUAUCAUUUCGAUGGUAACUCGAUAUUAUAUUUUUUGUAAUUAAAACUGUUAUGUGAUAUUUCAAUGCCACAUCGACGCCAUUUCAAUGGCAUAUCAAUGGAACACCUCCAUUAAAAAUUUCA